AUGGGACAAGGGCCAUCAGGUAUGCCAGGAGGUAAUAACCUCAACAAAAAGAAGGAUGAUAAGAAGAAGGAAAAGCCAAAGUACGAACCACCAGUUGAAUCAAGAUUUGGUAAAAAGAGAAGAAAAGGUCCUGAUACUGCUGUGAAAUUACCUAGCGUAUACCCAAGCACUCGAUGCAAGUUGAGGUUAUUAAAGUUGGAAAGAAUAAAGGAUCAUUUGUUGUUGGAAGAAGAAUUGGUUUUGAAUCAAGAAGCUUUCCAACCAACAGAGGCAAGACAAGCUGAAGAGAGAGAAAAGAUUGACGAAUUGAGAGGGUACCCUAUGGCAAUUGGUACACUAGAGGAGAUCAUAGAUGAUGACCAUGCAAUUGUCUCCAGUACUGCUAGCUCUGAGUACUAUGUUCCCAUCAUGUCAUUUGUUGAUAAAGGGUUGUUGGAACCUGGUUGUUCGGUUUUAUUGCAUCACAAAACUGUGGCUGUUGUAGGGGUGUUGCAAGACGAUGCUGAUCCGAUGGUUUCAGUGAUGAAACUAGACAAGUCACCAACGGAGUCAUAUGCCGAUAUUGGAGGUUUGGAGUCGCAAAUACAAGAAAUCAAGGAAUCGGUUGAGUUGCCGUUGACGCACCCAGAGUUGUAUGAAGAAAUGGGUAUCAAACCACCGAAAGGUGUCAUAUUGUAUGGUGCACCAGGUACAGGUAAGACGUUGUUGGCUAAAGCGGUUGCCAAUUCUACAUCAGCCACGUUUUUGAGGAUAGUGGGGUCUGAAUUGAUUCAGAAAUAUCUCGGUGAUGGUCCCAGAUUAGUGCGUCAGAUUUUCCAAAUUGCAGCAGACCAUGCACCUUCCAUUGUGUUCAUAGAUGAGAUUGAUGCUAUUGGAACAAAGCGAUAUGAGUCGACUUCGGGAGGUGAACGAGAAAUUCAAAGAACGAUGUUGGAGUUGUUGAAUCAAUUGGAUGGAUUCGACGAUAGAGGUGAUAUCAAGGUUAUCAUGGCUACAAACAAGAUUGAAAGUCUUGAUCCUGCAUUGAUUAGACCAGGUAGAAUAGAUCGAAAGAUACUUUUUGAAAACCCCGAUUCCAACACCAAAAAGAAGAUUUUGACAAUCCAUACAUCCAAGAUGAAUUUGGCUGCCGAUGUUAAUUUGGAUGAAAUUGUCACUGGUAAAGAUGAUUUGUCGGGUGCUGAUAUCAAGGCUAUUUGUACAGAAGCUGGGUUAUUGGCAUUGAGAGAAAGACGUAUGCAAGUAAAAGCUGACGAUUUCAAACAGGCUAAAGAGAGGGUUUUGAAGAACAAGGUUGAGGAGAAUCUCGAAGGUUUAUAUUUGUAG
This is a messenger RNA of Lodderomyces parapsilosis, 1326 nucleotides long. RefSeq names its product proteasome regulatory particle base subunit (gene RPT2). Gene Ontology annotation, molecular function: proteasome-activating activity; ATP hydrolysis activity; ATP binding. Bases 1 to 1326 code for a protein of 441 amino acids. NCBI's taxonomy places the organism in Eukaryota, Fungi, Ascomycota, Pichiomycetes, Serinales, Debaryomycetaceae. The transcript has a single exon. Gene Ontology annotation, biological process: proteasome-mediated ubiquitin-dependent protein catabolic process. Gene Ontology annotation, cellular component: proteasome regulatory particle, base subcomplex. The record is from RefSeq and is a predicted model, not a curated record.